Brenthis ino (lesser marbled fritillary) is the source of this 378-nucleotide messenger RNA. The record is from the annotation of a GenBank genome assembly. NCBI's taxonomy places the organism in Eukaryota, Metazoa, Arthropoda, Insecta, Lepidoptera, Nymphalidae.
AUGAUGAUGAUGUUUUUCCGACUGAUAUUGGCCACGGCGGCCAAUCUCAUUGAGACUAGCCAGCUGCGCAGGAGAUACUAUAGUGCCCAAGUGUUCGCGCAGACACGAUUGCACUCGUUAUUCCUGUCACGCAGGACCGACGGCUUUAAGUGCUCUCCGAGGCAUGGGGAUGAAAUACCGCUAACUUCACUUCCAAGCUGUUACUGGGACCUCCUUAACAGAAAGACUCAAUAUUUAAACUUCGCCCGAUUCUCGGGACUUGAACCCAGGACCACCGAUAUGCAGCCGUUCAUGGUAACCACUACACCACCGAGGCAGUUGAUGCCAAAUAAUAAUAAUGAUCUAACUCAUUUCAUCUCACUGAGACCAUCUAUGUAU